Molecule: messenger RNA, 1337 nt
Organism: Polyodon spathula (Mississippi paddlefish)
Lineage: Eukaryota; Metazoa; Chordata; Actinopteri; Acipenseriformes; Polyodontidae
Product: purine nucleoside phosphorylase-like
Exons: 6
Coding region: 232-1119 (295 amino acids)
Biological process (GO): nucleoside metabolic process
Cellular component (GO): cytoplasm
Molecular function (GO): purine-nucleoside phosphorylase activity
Source: RefSeq, a predicted model, not a curated record
UCAUGGGGUUUUUUUUUUGUUGCAAUAGCCCGGCGUGGGAUACAGAAGCGGCUUUACGACUGGGAUAACGGGUAUUUGUUACUUACUUGCUUGUGAGCAACAUAACAAGCUAUUCUUUUGUAAAGUUGCAAGUGCCUGUAUUGUGAGGGAACAGUGUGUGGAUUGUAGUAAUUUUGUUUGUGUCGUAAAAUAUAUAGUUUUCACCGGAUUUACUUUGUUUAUCGCCUAAAUAUGUUUCCGGAACAAAAACUAGGCAGGUACACCUAUGAGGAGUACAAAUUCACUGCUGACUGGCUGCUAGCGAAUACGGAGCACCGCCCCCUGAUUGCUAUUAUCUGUGGGUCUGGGCUCGGUGGGUUGGCUGAGAUUUUGAAGGAUCAGAAGGUGUUCAGCUACUCUGACAUUCCCAACUUUCCACAGAGCACAGUGCAUGGCCAUGCAGGGCGACUUGUUUUUGGAACCCUAAAAGGGAAAUCGUGUGUCUGCAUGCAGGGCAGAUUCCAUCUGUAUGAGGGCUAUCCCAUCUGGAAGAUAACGUUUCCAAUCCGUAUUUUCCGGUUGCUCGGUGUGGAGACGGUCAUUGUGACGAACGCAGCGGGCGGCCUGAACGAGGACUACAAGGUGGGAGACAUCAUGCUGAUCAAGGACCAUCUCAACAUGCCGGGCUUCGCUGGGAACAACCCUCUGGUGGGACCCAAUGACGAGAGGUUCGGAGUGCGCUUUCCCUGCAUGUCUGACGCCUACGACCCUGACCUCAGAAAGCUGGCCAAGACUGUAUCCGCAGAGCUGGGAUACUCUGACUUCCUGAAGGAGGGUGUGUACUGUGUGUUAGGAGGGCCAUCCUUCGAAACCAUCGCAGAGUGCUAUAUGCUCAAACGGCUUGGGGCCGAUGCAGUUGGUAUGAGCACGGUUCAUGAGGUGAUCGUCGCUCGCCACUGCGGCAUGCGUGUCUUUGGGCUCUCUCUCAUCACUAACAAGGCCGUCAUGGACUACGACAGCGAGAGCAAGGCUAACCACGAGGAGGUGCUCCAGACAGGCUUAGAGAGAGCGAGCCAGCUGGAGAGAAUGAUCUCCAGACUCGUGGAAGACAUUGGGCACAACAACAGCAACAUCUGCUGAGCAGAGAUCUGAGGGACGAGGGAGUCUGGAAUCGCAGGACUGUAGCGCAGGCCAUUUAACAUUUUAUCUGAAGUGAAGUUGCAAUGUAAACCUGCUUAUUGUGUAAUUUAUGCUAACCUACACGACUCGUGGGGCAAGUGAUUUGGUUCUGGCUAAUUUUAUAUUUUAAGUUAAUUUUUGUUAAAGAUUGAAACUUUUUUUUUGAGAAACCUAACAUC